Messenger RNA from Cariama cristata (Red-legged seriema), 2940 nucleotides. It is a transcript of the gene LARP1B, whose product is annotated as La ribonucleoprotein domain family, member 1B. Gene Ontology annotation, molecular function: RNA cap binding. Lineage: Eukaryota; Metazoa; Chordata; Aves; Cariamiformes; Cariamidae. The record is from RefSeq and is a predicted model, not a curated record. The annotation marks the transcript as partial. Gene Ontology annotation, cellular component: cytoplasmic stress granule; cytosol. Gene Ontology annotation, biological process: mRNA stabilization; positive regulation of translation. The transcript has 19 exons.
GAAGCAGGCAGAGAGGGUUUUCGGAGUCCCCGGGGCAGAAGGGUGGGGUUCCCAGUGCGGAGCUGCGAUAAGGAAGAUUGGGCAGUGGAUGUCAAAGAGAAGGGUCGAGGAGAACUACAAAAUUCCACUAACGUUAUAAGAGCGGUGAAACCCAGGACAAGGAAAUGCAGCAAGGCUGGUGAUUUUGGUGAUAUCACAAAUUGGCCAACACCAAGCGAAAUAGCAAACAAUGAAUGUAAGACUGUAAGUCACAGUAAGAAGCCAACAAAUAGAAGAGAAAAGGAGGAGAAAUCUGAUCAAAAAAGCAAUAAUGGAAUCAAGGACAACCCAGAGGCAAAGCCAGAUGGUCCAGGAGAUAACACUAGCGAAGAUGAAGCUCAAACUAAUAACCAAAGGAAAAAAGGCAACAAGCAGAAAUGGGUGCCACUUCACUUGGAUGAUGUAAGGUCAGACAGUCAAGAAAGACCAGGCUCUCGAACUAGCUCAAGAUUUCUGCUGGAAACAAACAAGUUAAUACCUCAUAACAGACGGAAUGAGACAAGAAAUUGGCGUCGUGAUAGAGAAAAGAGAGAUGAUCAUGAUGAAGUGUGCAGCGUGAGAAGUGAGGGUGGCAGCGUCCGAGGAUUCUCCAGAGGCAGAGGAAGAGGUAGAGGCAGAGGAAGAGGACGAGCCAGAGGAAACCCCAGAAUGAACUUUGAAUAUUCACUUGGUUAUCAAGAACUGUAUGGUGAAAGAACUGACCAAAUAUUUCAACCUGAGCUUAAUGCUGGUGUGAUGUAUUACUAUAGUGAUGGAACAGGAGUGCAGAUGUAUUCUGUGGAUGAAGCACUUCUCAAAGAAUAUAUAAAACAUCAAAUUGAGUAUUAUUUCAGCACAGAAAAUUUGGAAAGAGACUUCUUUCUGAGGAGAAAGAUGGACCAACAAGGAUUUCUGCCCGUUUCAUUGAUUGCUAGCUUCCGUCGCAUGCAAGCUCUGACUACAAACGCUGCACUGAUUUUGGAGGCCCUAAAAGACAGCACAGAAGUUGAAACUGUGGAUCAGAUGAUAAGAAAAAAGGUUAAUCCAGAAAAGUGGCCAAUUCCAGGUCCUCCUCCGUGCAGUCUGCCACCAACUGACUUUUCUCAGCUCAUCAAUUGUCCAGAAUUCAUACCAGGCCAAAUUUUUGGCUCACAUACUGAGUCUGCACCAAGUUCCCCGAGAAUGGGAAGCCCACUGAAUCCGAAGGAAAACACUGAAACAACUAAUUUUCGGGUAAUGUCUAAAGGAUUGUCUACAAGCUUGCCUGAUUUGGACUCUGAACCUUGGAUAGAAGUGAAGAAGAGGCAUCGUGCAUCCACAGUCAAACUAAAGGAAAGUGUUCCUGUACCUGAUCAAACAUCAGAUCAACAACAGCCACCCCCACCUCCAGAGGAACAAGAACAAGAAGAACUUGAUUUUUUGUUUGAUGAAGAGAUGGAACAAAUUCAAGGUCGGAAGAAUAAAUUUACUGAUUGGUCGGACAGCGAUUCUGAUUAUGAAAUUAAUGAUCAGGACGUAAACAAGAUUUUGAUUGUAACACAGACACCACCAUAUAUGAGAAAACAUCCUGGUGGAGAUCGUACCGGCAACCAUGUAUGCCGUGCAAAAAUUACAUCAGAACUUGCUAAAGUUAUUAACGAUGGCUUAUACUACUAUGAACAGGAUUUGUGGAUGGAGCAGAGUGAAAAUGACACUGUGAUGAAGCAAGAGAUUGAGAACUUUAAGAAGUUAAAUCUCAUUAGUAAGGAAGAGUUUGAUAGUCUUGCACCAGAACCCAUUGCUGAUCCAACCCAAGAAGUUCUUCCAGGACCUCCAGGGUUGCAGAAAGAUUUAGCAGUGGAGCUGGCUUGUAAUUUAAGUAUCGAAGUACCUCCAACGUCAGCAAUAGCUCGAUCGCUGCCAACAGCAGUUCCAGAUUCCCCCUGUGUUCACCCUGGCGUCACCCCACGAACACCUCGCACCCCGAGGCUGCAGGAUCCCAACAAAACACCCAGGUUCUACCCUGUGGUUAAAGAAGCACGAUCCGUUGAUGUAAAGACUCCAAGAAAAAGAAAAACACGACACAGUACAAAUCCUCCCUUAGAAUGCCAUGUUGGUUGGGUGAUGGAUUCCAGAGACCACAGGCCGAGAACUUCCUCUGUGAGCAGUUCCAAUGCUUCGCCUUCAGAAGGAGCUCCGCUAGCAGGAAGUUACGGGUGUACUCCAAAUUCUCUUCCAAAAUUUCAGCAUCCUUCUCAUGAACUGUUAAAGGAAAAUGGCUUUACUCAACAGGUGUACCACAAGUAUCGUCGCAGGUGUCUAACGGAGAGGAAACGGUUGGGAAUCGGCCAGUCCCAAGAAAUGAACACACUUUUUCGUUUCUGGUCCUUUUUUCUGAGAGAUCACUUUAACAAGAAAAUGUAUGAAGAAUUCAAACAACUUGCUCUAGAUGAUGCAAAAGAACACUACAGGUACGGAUUGGAAUGCUUGUUUAGAUUUUACAGCUAUGGCCUAGAAAAGAAAUUCAGGCAAGAAAUAUUCAAGGAUUUCCAGGAAGAAACGAAGAGAGACUAUGAAGCUGGUCAGCUAUAUGGACUGGAAAAAUUUUGGGCUUAUCUAAAAUACUCUCAGCACAAGACUCCAGCCAUUGACCCCAAACUGCAAGAAUACCUUAGUAAAUUUAAGAGACUGGAGGACUUCAGAGUGGAUCCUCCUAUUAGUGAAGAAUCUGGCAGAAAGAGACCGCUUGCUGCAACAGGUGAGGAUUCAGGUCAUCGCAGACAUCAGUCUAACUCUUCUAAAACACCUCUUGGCGCUAAACCCGCCGCUGCCCGUCAGUCCCAGGCACUGGGAAACAUUACCAGUGGGAAUACUGUGCAAGCAUCCACAGGCCAGAACGGUGCUGCCACAAAAUCUAUAGAAAGCGAUGUACCAGAAAAAUAG